CUCUCUGUCAGUUCGACUGCACGCAGCACGACAGCAUUCAUUUAGAGGUUAUGUUCGCGCGGAAUUGGCGCCAAUUCGUGUAUUUACAUCCAAUCGAUUGAGUCGAACUGACGUUCGGUCGUGAUAGUUCUCCAAUUUUCUGACUGAAAUUUGUCCCCAAACGAGUCGCGGACUGUCAUUUGUAGCGCUAAGAUUAGUGAGAACCUGUAAUUUUGUGUGUUCACGAAACAAUGGUCCGACGAAAAGCAGUGCCCAGAUCACCUGGCAGACUUUCUGAGAAAGGAGCGAGAAAAGAAAGAACAACUGUGAUAGUCAACAAACGUAGGAGGAAAGGUCGAGUGCUGCAGGAAAUUAAACAUCUGAGGAGAACCACACACUUUCUCAUACCUAAACUACCUUUCGCGCGGUUAGUCAGAGAAAUUAUCCGUGACAUAUUCCCCAGAGAGGACAUCGCCAGGAUACAAGCCGCCGCUCUCGAAGCCUUGCAAGAAGCGACAGAGAUGUACAUCGUGCAGUUCUUUGAAGAUUCCGUACUGCUGGCGUUGCACGCUAAACGGGUCACGCUUAUGCGGAACGAUAUGAUUCUAAUGCGCAGGCUGAGAGGUCGGAACGAUAUCAUCAACAGAUAGAGAAUUUUAUUUCGUAUAAGUUCAGUUAAAUCAAUAUUUUAAAUAUUUUAAGAUAAAACAAGAAUUCUUUUCGAAAGUUCUAUUGAAGUUUUUUCUAGGUCUAAGGAAUAGGCAGUAAAAGAUAUCGGUUACUCUUUUAUAUAAUGUUGACACAAAAUGACUAAUUAUGGAAAGAGAUAUACGUAUAUAUUUUUUAACAAACUUUUAAAGCGAUAUCAUUAUAUAUAGGAAUCUCAUUUUGUAUCAUGCUUCAUUCAGAAUGGGUAUUUUGAAUACAAAAUAUAGAAAAUGUUAUUUUCAACUUGAGCCUCAGGGACACGCGAUGAGACAAUCUUGUCGUACGAGACGAUAAUCAGAACCUAAACGAUAUCGAAAAAAUAAAUGUAGCUCUAAGACUUGUAAAGUAUUUAUAUUUAUUAUACGAGUAU
Temnothorax curvispinosus is the source of this 1057-nucleotide messenger RNA. RefSeq names its product histone H3.3-like. Bases 231 to 629 code for a protein of 132 amino acids. The transcript is spliced from 4 exons. The record is from RefSeq and is a predicted model, not a curated record. Lineage: Eukaryota; Metazoa; Arthropoda; Insecta; Hymenoptera; Formicidae. Gene Ontology annotation, molecular function: DNA binding; structural constituent of chromatin; protein heterodimerization activity. Gene Ontology annotation, cellular component: nucleosome.